GGUUCCACACGUGCAAACAAGCUUGAAAAGUUUCUCUGCUAACCAGUGCUACAUAAACCCUCAGAGUUCCAUAUAAGUUACUGGAAUACACCAUGGUGAAAUCGAAGAAAGCAGCUUUAGAGUUAGCGAGAUCAUCGGGUCACAAAAAAACAAGAGAAGUCACAAACAAUCCUUUUGAAAUACAUACAAAUAGACGAAAACAUGAUAUCUUGGGAAGGAAGCUUAAACAUGAUAAGGGCUUACCCGGGAUUUCAAGGUCAAAAGCUAUAAAGAAGAGGCAAAAGACACUCCUGGUGGAGCACAAGCAAAAAAAUAAGGCAAACAUGUUUAUUGAUCGCCGGUUUGGUGAAUAUGAUGAAAAAAUGUCACUGGAAGAGAAGAUGUUGAAAAGAUUUACAAUGGAAAAAAAGCAUCACCAUGAUCGGCAUGGAAAGUACAGAUUGGAGGACGAAGAGCUGACUCACUUAGGACAAUCACUUGGUGAUAUUGACAAGUUUGAAGAUGUGCAGCUGAGUGAUGAUGAUGAUGAUGAUGAUAUGGACAAGUCCGCAGAAGCUGAUCAUGUUAGAGAGUUGCAUUUUGGUGGUUUUCUCACAAAGAAAAGAGCAGAUGAUGAGCAGACUUCAGGAAAACACAAGAGCAAGAAAGAGAUCAUGGAGGAAGUGGUUGCCAAAGCAAAGAUCAAAAAGCAUGAGCGGCAAAUGGCCAAAGAAGAGACAAUCACCUUAACAGACAAGCUGGAUCAGGAUUGGAAGAACGUCAAGAAUCUAAUUUCACUAAAGAGGCCACACACUGAAGAGGUUGUUUCCAAAGUAGAUGAUUACGACAUUGCUGUCAAACAGUUGGCUUUUGAAAUUAAAGGGAAAGCCACUGACAGACUGAAGUCAGAACAUGAGAUUGCCAAAGAAGAACAGGAACGAUUGGAAAAAUUAGAGCUUGAGCGUCAACGUAGAAUGAGAGGUUUACCUGCUGUGGCUGAGAAACCAAAGCAUAUAUCAGCUGAUGACCUUGGUGACAGUUUCACACCUGCUGUAGAUGAAAGAUUCAUGCUUAGUUACCAAGAUGGAUCAGUACAUGAUAUGGAAGAUGAAGAAGAUGAGGAUCAGAUAAGAAGAGAAGCUGAAAACAGUGAUGAAGAAUCUGAGGUAGAUGGGAAGGAAGAGGAAGAAGAGGAAGGGGACAAUUCUGCUGCUGGCGAUGAUAAUGAUGAUGAUGAUGAUGAUGAUGAGGAGGAUCAAGAUAGUGAAAGCUGUGAAGAUGAUAAUGGUUCUGACCUUGAAUCAGAUGUUAGCAAUGAUGGUAUGGAAGAUGAGUCCGACUCUGAAAUUGAAAUACCAGGAAAUCAACAGCAACAACAAAACAAUGUGCAAAAAGAAAAGACUGAGGCAGAGGUUGUUGAGCCAACAAAAGAAGAACUACCUUUUACUUUUAAAGCACCAAAAUCUCUUCAAGAAUUUAAGGAACUCAUAAAGGACUGGUCAUUUAAGCAACAGUUAACAAUCAUUGACAGAAUCAAGGCAUGCCAUAAUCCCAAGAUUACCCCUGCAAAUAAACCAAAGAUGGAGGUUUUGUUCACCAUUUUGUUGGAUUAUGUCGGUGAACUCUCCCAGAUGGGUCCUGAAGGAAUCAAGAUGAUUGAUGAGCUGUCAAGACAUCUCUUUGAUGUAUCCCAGUACUCUCCGGUACACUCCGCCAAGUGCAUGCAACAGAUUGUAGAGGAUAUACACAAGAAAUUCACCCAGAAUUGCGACAAACAAGGCAAGAGUGCUUAUGCGAGCAUUCAGUUGCGCUUAAAUGAUGUGUCGAUUUUCACAGCUCAGCUUGUUCUCCCGUUUAAACACAGCAGCAAAUGGCGCGACCUUCUCAAACUUCAGUCAGAUUCAAGUUCUUUGACCGUCAAGCCCUUACCGCUGACGACUCUGGGAGAAAGCACGGCAGAUGUACAGACGACAGAUGAAACAAGGGUUAACUCAGUCAACCAUUGCUUGUCCAUUUUGCAAAAAUUUGUUGAUUUGUACCAGGACUUACCCGCAAGUUUUGAGAUAUUUGCUCCUGUGAAAGAACAUUUACAAAGAAUACCUUCAGAUCUUUAUCCUGCUUCUGUUCAGGAAAUUUACCGCAACCUUCAAACGAGAACAAAUGAACUCUUCACCAAGAGCCUAAAUCGUAACCAUCUCACGUUACAAGCGCGUAAACCGGAACCUAUCAAGACAUACGAACCAAAGUUUGAGGAGCAUUACGAGGUUCGAUCAAGGAGAGGUACCGGGAACAAAGCAACGAACGAAAAGCAGAAGCUACGAUACAAAUACAAGAGAGAAUUUAAGGGCGCUAUAAGAGAAAUAAGAAAGGAUAACCAGUUCCUAGCGAAACAAAAGCUGAAAGAACAGUUAGAGAGGGACACAGAACGUUUGCGUAAAGUCAAGCAAAUUGAACACAUGUUGUCCAACCAGCAAGCGGAAACCAACGCCAUGAACCGGAAGAAGAGAAAACGGGGAAAGUAAUAAGAGAAUAAACGUGAACCGAACUGGCUGGUCACGUGUUCUCGUGGCGUCUCACUCGGCGAUGGACUCUCCGUGAACCUCCGAUACGAAAUUAACUUAAUGACGAUUUGUCUUCUUCAGUCGCCGUGAUUUUUAUUCUCUGUCUUGGAUCAUUCAGCAGCCUUAUUGACCACAACCGAAAAGCUACAGACAGUUUGAACAACCAUUGGGUUCCAUUUAAAACGAUGGGUUUUUUUUUAUUCAUCCAUACAGUAUUUAGAUUCGAGCAUAGACUUGGGGCAACUCAACAGUCGCCUCCAACAGGAAUCGAUCGAUGGUCCCAUUAGGCAGUGAGCUAAAAAGUUAUGAAAUAAAAUUAUUCUGAACAGCUUAAGAGAUCAUUCUGAUCAA
This is a messenger RNA of Pocillopora damicornis (cauliflower coral), 2891 nucleotides long. Its product is annotated as nucleolar protein 14. NCBI's taxonomy places the organism in Eukaryota, Metazoa, Cnidaria, Anthozoa, Scleractinia, Pocilloporidae. The record is from RefSeq and is a predicted model, not a curated record. Gene Ontology annotation, biological process: maturation of SSU-rRNA. Gene Ontology annotation, cellular component: nucleolus; Noc4p-Nop14p complex; small-subunit processome.